AGGCAAACAAUAAACUAACCGGUGUGACGUAGGCCGAUAUAGUAUAUAAAGGUUUCGUCAGGUGCAAGACUAGUGAGAAUACCCUUGGUAGCAGAAGCCUGAGCAUUCACUCUCAUCCUCUUGAAAGCUAAAACAGAAUAAUCUUAACUUUCCAAAAUGUGCGACGACGAAGUCGCAGCCCUGGUCGUGGACAACGGAUCCGGAAUGUGCAAAGCUGGGUUCGCCGGGGACGACGCCCCCCGGGCUGUCUUUCCCUCCAUCGUCGGAAGACCUCGCCAUCAGGGCGUGAUGGUAGGAAUGGGUCAGAAGGACUCCUACGUGGGCGACGAAGCCCAGAGCAAGAGAGGAAUCCUCACCCUCAAAUACCCCAUCGAGCAUGGCAUCGUCUCCAACUGGGACGACAUGGAGAAGAUCUGGCAUCACACCUUCUACAACGAACUCCGUGUUGCCCCAGAGGAACAUCCAGUGCUCCUCACAGAGGCUCCCCUGAACCCUAAGGCCAACCGUGAAAAGAUGACGCAAAUCAUGUUUGAGACCUUCAACACACCUGCCAUGUACGUCUCCAUCCAGGCCGUACUCUCUCUGUACGCCUCUGGUCGUACCACAGGUAUCGUCAUGGACUCAGGUGAUGGUGUAUCCCACACUGUCCCAAUCUACGAAGGGUAUGCCUUACCUCACGCCAUCCUUCGUCUUGACCUGGCUGGUCGUGACCUCACGGACUACCUCAUGAAGAUCUUGACGGAGCGAGGUUACACCUUCACCACAACUGCCGAGAGAGAAAUCGUGAGAGACAUUAAGGAAAAACUCUGUUAUGUUACCCUCGACUUUGACGAGGAAAUGGCCACAGCUGCACAGUCGUCCUCCCUUGAAAAAUCCUAUGAGCUUCCUGACGGCCAGGUCAUUACUGUUGGAAACGAGAGGUUCCGUUGCCCCGAGGCACUAUUCCAGCCAGCUUUCUUAGGAAUGGAAAAUAGUGGAAUUCAUGAGACAACCUACACCUCCAUCAUGAAGUGUGACGUCGACAUCAGAAAAGACCUCUAUUCGAACACCGUCCUGUCUGGGGGCACCACCAUGUACCCAGGCAUCGCCGACAGGAUGCAGAAGGAGAUGACGUCCUUGGCUCCCUCUACGAUGAAGAUCAAGAUCAUCGCUCCACCCGAGAGGAAAUACUCCGUCUGGAUUGGAGGCUCCAUCUUGGCCUCUCUCUCCACCUUCCAGCAGAUGUGGAUCAGCAAACAGGAGUACGACGAGGCUGGUCCUUCGAUCGUCCACAGGAAGUGUUUCUAAGUAAACCAGAUUAACCUCUACAAUUACAAUCUGUGUAAUUUACUGAGAAAGAUUUUAAGUGAUGCAUGAACACAAAGAUCUACCCUAGGCCAACUUCUUAGACUCAAGUAAAGCAUUAAGUGAACUUUAAGCCAAUUUGGCUACUG
This is a messenger RNA of Macrobrachium nipponense, 1433 nucleotides long. RefSeq names its product actin-3-like. Bases 157 to 1287 code for a protein of 376 amino acids. Lineage: Eukaryota; Metazoa; Arthropoda; Malacostraca; Decapoda; Palaemonidae. The record is from RefSeq and is a predicted model, not a curated record. The transcript is spliced from 3 exons.